Molecule: messenger RNA, 483 nt
Organism: Lachancea dasiensis
Lineage: Eukaryota; Fungi; Ascomycota; Saccharomycetes; Saccharomycetales; Saccharomycetaceae
Source: the annotation of a GenBank genome assembly
AUGUCUGAGUUGUGUCCAGUGUACGCUCCGUUUUUCGGAGCGAUCGGGUGUGCUGCGGCCAUCAUCUUCUCGUCGUUCGGGGCUGCGUACGGAACAGCCAAGUCGGGCGUGGGUGUGUGUGCCACGUGUGUGUUGAGACCGGACCUGCUAUUCAAGAACAUCGUGCCGGUGGUCAUGGCCGGUAUCAUUGCCAUCUACGGUCUGGUGGUGUCGGUGCUGGUGUGCUACUCGCUGACCCAGAAGCAGGCCCUGUACACCGGGUUCAUCCAGCUGGGAGCCGGGUUGUCGGUGGGUCUUAGCGGUCUGGCUGCUGGGUUUGCCAUUGGUAUCGUGGGUGACGCCGGUGUCAGAGGUACUGCUCAGCAGCCCCGUUUGUUUGUCGGUAUGAUUUUGAUUUUGAUUUUCGCCGAAGUCUUGGGUCUGUACGGUCUGAUUGUGGCCUUGCUAUUGAACUCCAGAGCCACCCAGGACGUCACCUGCUAA